Mesorhabditis spiculigera is the source of this 2214-nucleotide messenger RNA. Lineage: Eukaryota; Metazoa; Nematoda; Chromadorea; Rhabditida; Rhabditidae. The record is from the annotation of a GenBank genome assembly.
AUGGAUGAUCCGGGCCCGUCUCGGCGCGAGCCAUUCAUCAAGGUGCAGUCCUUUCUCGACAACCGACUGUCGCAGAUCGCCGAAUUGACAUCGGCUUCUCGGAACGAUUCGCUGGUGAAGAAUGAAGUAACACGGGGCCCCCGCACCGCCCUGCAGCGCAUGCCACGCCACAUGCGCCGCCGCGCGAUGAGCUACGAUUCCAGGCGCUUCCCGCGGCUGCUCCGCUGCCAGGCGCUGAAAACGAAAAAGAAGAUCAAGUCGCCGCGCCACUUGCGCAGGCGCUACCAGCUGAAGAUUUCGCGCGGCAAGAAGAUUGGAUGGCUGGAAACUCAUUUAUGGCAUGCCAAGCGACACGAGAUGUGCACAAAGUGGGGCAGGGUGAUCGCGGAAAAGUGCUAUCAGCGUGGAUUUCGGUCAACAUUUCGGGCGAUCGAGCGGUUUGCGGCCGUCCACGACAUCUCCUACACGCAGUGCUUUCAGCUCACGACAACUUCCGGUUGGGACGGUGGGCCUGGUCCACUCAUCGACGGGUUACUGAAGAUUUGCCGCCUCAGGAAGGAAGAGCUUCUGGAGACAAUUCCUGGCAAAUUCGAGGCGCACACCGAGCUUUUCCACCCGGUCACCCGGCUGUCGUACGGUCCGGCCAGGAUCUCCAUCCACCGCGCAGACACCGGCUCAUCUCUCGUCAUUUGGGUGCAUCCGGCCGCCGCUGGCUAUGUAAAGGAUCUCCUGAACGAGAUCUACAACCUGGAGAGCCCGGAAAAAGCGGAAAUUCAGCUCCACGAUCUGAAAGGCGAGUUCUGUCGUUUCCGGCUUUUCGGCCCGAUGGCGCUGGCGACGCUGAGGGCGGCGUUUGUGUUGGCGAAUCCUGCCGAGGCUUCGAAAUAUCGUGACAACCACGCCCAAUGGGAAGCAAUAACGGAUUCUGAUCGCUUGGCUGACGGCUCGAUCAUCUCGCUGCUUGUUCAGGACGUACGUGUCGCGAUCCCGGCGCGACGGACGUCACCCAUUCUACAACAACAGGGACACGAUGAAGCUUCUCGUGAUGGCUGCACAGCUUCAGUGGUUCCCGACGUCUACGAUGCUGACGAGCGUGAAAAGGCGCGGGCGGCUCGCAUCAGCGACGGGCAGCUGAAUGCCGAUCGUGGGAAAGCUGCUAGGCAGUUGGCGGCUAAAAGCAAUAUGCCGGUGCUGAUCGUCCGCCUCGGAGCUGCCGAGCGUCGCGGCAUUUUGAGCGGAUUUGACAUCAUCGCGCCACGCGGCUUUGCCCGAGAUAUCUGGCGGGCGCUGCAGAUGCGGAAUUGCCGGUCGAUGUCGUUGCGAGACUACCGUGCAGCCCACCUCGAGAUCCAGGCGCCGUAUUUCCCCGAGGAUUGCGUCGACUUUGUGGGGUACAAGGAGCUGGCGAGGGAGGACACGCUACGAGUUGAGACGAGAUACAGCGCGCGUCCACCCCACGAGAGGUCCAAUUUUGUGGACCUCGGCGUGCCGUUCCCCUUCUGCUUCGAGUGGGAAUUGCUCUGGAAAGAGCUGAUGGGCCAUCAAGAAUUCCGAGUGCCUCGUCAAUUUUACCUCUAUCCAAAACCCAACGAUUGUCUGUUGCCGAUUCGCAUUCUCAUGCUGGCCGGGUCACUUCCGGAAAAAUUCUCAUUGAUCUGCGCCCCAAAUCUCGAGGAGAAGCGCCGCAUUCUGCAGGGCGAUCGCUCGUUGACCCUAGAAGAAGUCCCAAGGAAAAAGAAGAAGCUGGCCGGAGCCCCGGAAAAACCUAUUCCUGUGCGCCCAAAAGACCCCCUGAGCGGGUUUGUCGAGCUGGACGUCACCAAGAAGGAGCAAAACGCGCCCAUCCGCCCGCUUUUCGGCUUAUCGAGGACGCUCACCAAAAAAAACGCCUCGCUUCUGGAGCUGCCGAAAAAGGCCGACACGCAGCGUAAGGUGGCGGAGAAAGGGGCUGCCAAGAAAACUGAAGAAGAAGGAAAAGAAGACAAACCCCGGCCGUAUCACAGCACUUGUUCUCGAACAAUUAUCGGCCGAGUGGUGCGUGGCGGCCGUUCUCAAAGUACGCUCUCCGGCGUUGGAUACGGCUACGUACCGUACAAGCUCUUCAAGCAGUUGCCGAUGACGCACGACGGUGCCGUGGCCUGGAUUCGAACGAACAACUCGGUGCACUACCACUUGGCCAAGCUCACCAUCGACCCGGCGCCGCAUAUCGAUUUU